Messenger RNA from Staurois parvus, 477 nucleotides. The record is from the annotation of a GenBank genome assembly. NCBI's taxonomy places the organism in Eukaryota, Metazoa, Chordata, Amphibia, Anura, Ranidae.
AUGGGCCCCUGUACCGCCUCCUCAUGCUGCUGCCAGGCCCGUAAUCUGCCAUGGGCCCCCUGUACCGACUCCUCAUGCUGCUGCCAGGCCCGUAAUCUGUCAUGGGCCCCUGUACCGCCUCCUCAUGCUGCUGCCAGGUCCACAGUGUGUGUCAUGGGUCCCUGUACGGCCUCCCAUUGCUGCUGUCUCCAUCGCCACACUCUGCCAUGUGCCACUUUCAGGUCUCCUCACACUGCUGGUGGGUUCCAUUUUGUCAUAGGGUGCUGUAUGGCCUCCCAUUGCUGCUGCCUCCACCGCCACACUGUGGCUCCACACUCUGGUUUUGGCCCCGUGACUGCCCAAAUGAGUGAAGUGUGCGGUGAUUCUAAGAUCGACGGCACUCAUCUGCAUGUCAUACUGACUGACAGUAUUAUUUCUCUUCCCCAGCAGACUCCAAGGGCAUUUAAAUUAAAGGUACAGUGUUCUGCACUAAUAUAA